CUUCCCUCUUCCGUUGCCUAAGGCCGACUCUUCCCCGCUCCUGUCAUCACUCACUCACGGCAGAUGGCACCACCGGUCUAUGCAAGAGGCCGGCUCCGCGUUACUCGGGCCUGUGACAGAUGCAAGAAGAGGAAGAUCCGGUGCAGUGGGGUCCAGCCAUGCGAGAAAUGCAGUAGCUGCAACCAGCCCUGUGCUUACAAUGCUCCAUAUGCCAGGGGCCAGCGUCUUCCACGGGUCCUAAAGGGGCCAGACUUUGACAACCCCCGACACCCGUUUAAUUUGGAUGGCGCCUCCACGGCAGCUGUCAGCCCCCAGAUAUCGACGUUGGAAGGACCUUCUCCUAGUAAUGACACAAUCUCCCCACUUAUCCUCGCCAGGCCCGGUGAGCCAGCUCGGCGGCCCACCUGCUCGCCGGUGGAGCUCACCCUGACCGAUCUUGACGGACACUAUCUUGGUCCGUCCUCUGAAGCUGCAUUCAUGCUCCGAGUGCAGAGGUCGCUCAACCCGUCCGAAUCUUUUUCGCACGUAUCCUUGCCGUUUUCGUUAUCCGAUGAGCAAUUGCCCGUCAUCGAUCCGUCUCUUGACUGUACAGUGCCUGUUGAACUAGCAUCUCAGUUGGCGCAGGCUUUUUUUGAGCAUGCACUACCGAUUGCCCAAUUCUUGCACUGGCCGACGGUUGAGGCAGGGCUCUCCGAACUUCAGUCUCCGUCAUUUUCGCGGCCACAGAAAGCCUUGAUGUACGCCAUGUUUACUGUCGCCGUACCGUACAUGGCUAUACAAAGCAGUACAGCUCAGCGUUACUUUGCCACAUCAGAGAGCCUCCUAAAUGGGCACGACAAGCCCAUCAGCCUGGUCACCAUACAAGCCCGAUUAUGCCAGUGCAUCUGGCUACUCGGCGAGUCUCGUUUUGAUCAAUGCUGGGAUCUUUUCGGGGUAGCUGCUCGGCAUGCACUCGCGAUCGGUCUUCAUCAAGCGUCAUGCGUGCAUCAGGCUUCGACAUUUGACUCGGUCGGUAUCGAAUCCUAUCGCAGGACUUUCUGGACCCUCUAUACUUUAGACAAUCUGUUGAGCAUAGCCCUUGGGAGGCCCAGGGUAUUUAACAAUCUCGAUAUCAAUCAAGAUCUUCCAUCCCUGGGCGAGGAGUCGGACGAUUUCGAGGUGGGGGGCCGGCUUCCUAAUUGUACCGCGCCCCCUGCUGCUACUCUCGCAACCGUCGCAUAUUUCAGGCUAAGUGGGAUAACCGGGAAAGUCCUCCAGAAAUCCUACUCCAGUCACCCACUCUCUCUCACUGAGCAGAUAGACUUUGUGAUGAGCUGUUCAGAGUCCCUGAAGGGCUGGAGAGAGGUCUACUCUAGCAUAAUUAGCCCGGAGAACUCGACUAAUGAACCCCUAUCCCCAGUAGUACAGGUCCAAUCUGAUUUUCUGAACCUUGCCCACUCGCACACUACAGUCCUAGCCAACAGGUUUCUCCUCCUCGAGAAGCUGGCGCCAGACUAUGACACUAGAAACAGCGCCGACGAAAGGAGAAGAAUCGAUACUCUCGUUGGCGAAUGCGUGACAGCCGCAAUGGACAUAGUCAACAUUCUUUCUGAUAUUGAUCGCAUGGAGCGGAUUAUUGGCACACAUUGGUUCACGCCCUUUAUUGCACUGUCCGCUAUGACUGUUCUUUACACCUACUCAGCAAGCCAGGGCUCGGAGACUGAUAAGGAAUACUACCGCUCAGCCGCUGCCCGGUGUCAAGUCCUCCUGUUCGGCCUUGUGAAGGAAGAUUCUUUGGUGACAAAGUAUUCCUUGUUGCUGGAAGACUUGCGGUCCCAGGUCUGACGUAUACUUGACUCGACGCGUGCGAGAAGCCACCUUGGAGUGGGUGUAUCGUCAGGUUGGGCAAGAUGAUUAUUGCUCUUCGAUUGAUACUCUAUGCGCAGAAUACCCAUCCGCCGGCCCAGUGCCAAACCAGGGUUCUGGUGGAUAGAGUCCUUUCCUUGGCUCUAGGCAACGGAUAAUUCAAGGGGGG
Aspergillus calidoustus is the source of this 2014-nucleotide messenger RNA. Lineage: Eukaryota; Fungi; Ascomycota; Eurotiomycetes; Eurotiales; Aspergillaceae. The record is from the annotation of a GenBank genome assembly.